Ceratitis capitata (Mediterranean fruit fly) is the source of this 5259-nucleotide messenger RNA. RefSeq lists its product as uncharacterized. Bases 259 to 5085 code for a protein of 1608 amino acids. Gene Ontology annotation, molecular function: gamma-tubulin binding; microtubule minus-end binding. Gene Ontology annotation, cellular component: gamma-tubulin complex; centrosome; equatorial microtubule organizing center. NCBI's taxonomy places the organism in Eukaryota, Metazoa, Arthropoda, Insecta, Diptera, Tephritidae. Gene Ontology annotation, biological process: cytoplasmic microtubule organization; meiotic cell cycle; microtubule nucleation. The record is from RefSeq and is a predicted model, not a curated record. The transcript has 9 exons.
UCAACUAAAUUCUCUUAACUACACAUAUUUCUUUGCAAAAUCAAUUUGUUAUUAUGGUUUUUGCUGUUUUUGUAAAUUUAAUGUCAACAAAAAUACUCAGGCGCCAUCUGCUGGUGAUGACUACAAAUUUUUGUACAAAACGAACAACAAAAAACUAACAAAUAUCGAGCGAUGGGCGCAGAAUUUAUUUCAUAAAAAAAAGAGAAUUUGACUAAAAUAUAAUAAUUUUAAUACACAAGUCAACAUCCAGUGUGUGAUAUGCACGAUCCAGAUUUGGAAGCGAAUGCGGAUAGCGUCAACUAUCUAAUAACACAACUAUGUAGGAAUCUUGCAGAGCAAUACGGGUUGGAGGAGCCUGAAUGCAGCACAGCUGUGCAAGAAUUGAAAUCAACUGCUUUUGAAAUUUUGCUGAAAAAAUCAACAGAACCACAUGUAUUCACCUCAACGGAUGAUGCAGCGGAGUUUGAUCCACAACGUGCAGUUGAUAUGCAAAUAUUUGCCGCCAAAUUGCAUUCGCGUGCUGAUCCUCAAGUGUGUGCGCGAUAUGCAGCACUUGAAGAACAGAUGGCCAACAUUAGCGAUGAGCCAUACUUUAUGGAGGGACCGGGGCGUAGUGUGCUACAGCUGUUGCUGGCAUUGCAAGGGGAUGUGCGCGGGGAGGAACAAGUGCCUGUGCCAAGUCCACCAGCGCUGCUGGUGCCUGGACCGUUUACCCUCCACGCCAACUACGAAAAUAACCGUUAUUACCCAAGACCACAAACCUUCGAUUGGUUGGUUCCCGAACCGCGUUUCUUUAAAGGUGUAAAGCACAGCGAAACAUUGGAUAAUCCAUAUUUACCAAAAUACUUACUGCAUGAAGAAUGUAAUUUUUUAGCGAAAAUGGACCAAAAAUAUGCUGCCAACUUGAUGCCUAAACAAGCAACACCACAGGAUUGCACUUUUACCGCGAUGACGCGUCGUUUGCUCGGCUCAACUGUGCGUAUGAGUGUGAAUAUUUUUCGUGCGCCGGUCGACAGUAAAGCCCAAGCAUUUAAGGAUGUUGAUAUGCAAAAUAGGCGAAAGUUAAAAUUAAUAACUUCCAAUGCUCGUCAUACGCCACCUGUGGUGCAAAAUGUGCCACAUCGUAAAGCGGAGCCACGCAUUUUAUCAUGGAAUUGGCAAAGUUUGAGCUGUCGUGGUGUGAUACGUCAACGUCCGUUCGCUAGUGAGGCCGAAAUGAUGCUUGAUCUCAAGUGUCAUAUGCUGCAGAUGCGCGGCUGUGAGUUCGAGACAAAUAUUAUGACUUGUGCGGACUUUUUGCACGACCUGAAAGCGCUCACCGCGGGCAUACAAUCAGAUACCUUUCAGCAUGACGAUCAUAUGGUAUUUAACAUGCAACCGAACAUCACUGUGGAGGGUUUGCUGCCAGAGACGGUGAGGAGUUAUGCCGUUAGCUUUUUGGAGUGCGGCACCUGCUACAAACGCCUGCAGACAAUGAUACAGAAAAAAGACUACAAAUUGAUGUUUGAAGGCUUCAUAUUUCGUGCUCUAUGUAGCGCUAUCGACGAGUACUUGCUCACGUUUCGCCAGUAUGUGUUUGCCAAGGAAGAUGACACGUUGAUUGCCUACUAUGCGCGCAUGCGCAAAAUUAUGCGUCAAAUAAGUAAUUUAUCCUUUACGCUGGUCAUACAUACCGAUGUGGCCGCACAUGUCACACUCCCGAUGGGCUCACAGUUUCUCGGCUACUUAUAUCGCGAAAUUGUGCAUACAACCGAGAAGGAUUAUAUAAUGCUACUGGUUUACAUGCUGAAGUCCUGUUGUCAUGUUUAUUUCAAACAUUUGCAGAAAUGGAUCUACUAUGGUCUAUUGGAUGAUCCCUGCAGUGAGUUGUUUAUAUGUUUCGUGGAUCACUACCGUCCCAACACGAAAUAUUUUUAUGAUAAAGCUUAUUUUGUGCGUAAAGAGUCUGUGCCGGGCUUCUUCCAGGGCUAUGAGGAUGAUAUCUUGCAGUGCGGCAAGUACACGAUGCUGCUGAAAGCCUACAAACCGAAUCACCCGUUUUUUACACUCGACUAUCCACUCAUAUCGGUUUGUCUCUCUUAUGAGGAAAUUCAGCGUCUGAAAAAGAAGUGCAUACUAUAUAGAGAACGUGCAGAAGCGGCUUGUGGCUCUUCGAAUGUAAGCAUUCGCCAGAUAUUUGAGGCGCGUGCCGCUAAAAAGCGUGAUUUCUAUAAGCGCGCAUGCCAGCGUACUCGUGACAACCUCGAUAAAUGGUCGAUAGAGCAACAUAAUCUCGCCGUGUUAGUUGCCGAGCAGAAGAAGCGCCGCUUAGACGAAUUAACCACGCAACUUCAAGAUGCCAAGCAGCGUAAAAUUGAUGAGCGGCGCACUAAUGUUGAGUUGGAGUUGCGUUUACUACGCGAAACGGAGAAAUUGGAGGAGCAACAUUUGUUGCGAGAAAAUAUAAAUCUGCGCAAACGCAUUGAGUAUUAUCAAGAACUAAGCGAUAUGAUUCGCACUGAUGCGGGGGCUAAGCCGGUAGUUGCAACAAAUGCGCCAGCUGUGGCACAGGUACAACCCUCAAAAUUCAGUCCGCAGAGUGAUGGUAGCGGCGAACAUAGCGCGCAUGCGCCACCAACAUCUGGCAGCGGCGGCACAGAUACGGAUUUUGAGUCGUGCUGCGGUGAGGACGAGAAAGAUACUGAUGCUUAUGCAGACGCAGACGCAGACGCCGACUCAGCUUCGCUAUACGCCGAGUGUUUGUCCGAGGAAUUCGUGCAGAAAUUUGAAGAAAAUGAAAAUGAGCUGAAGGCGCUUUGUGUAGCAGAGAGAGCUGAGCAAGACGCUGAUGGAGAGACUGCAGAUAAGACGCUUGUAACGUUGAACGCGCCGCAGAUGUGCAGCUCAGAUACAAGCUUGAAGAGCGCCUUGGAUUUUACGGUAUCCAAAACCUCGACGUUACUGCCGAAUCCAUCUAAUAUGACUUUUUUGAAACGCAGCGUCUCAGAUGUAAUCAACUCAAAUGAGCUACCUUGCGCCAGUGUCACACAAAAUGUCAGCAGCACUACAGUCACCAUCGUACCUGCUGCGCGUACUGAAACAUUCACGCCACAGAUAAGUAGUACCACCGUGACUAUAGGUGCCGCUCCGGUCACAAAUGAGACACUGACAGAGGCUCAACGCAACAAGUUACGUGUACUUACGCAUGAGUUUGGUACGUACAGCGCAAGCGCGCUGCCGGAUAUCAACUUGAACACAUUACCGGAAAGCGAAUUGACGGACUUGCAGCGUAAUCGCCGACGCAUGAUGCAAAAUGAUCUCUUUGCGGAGUACAAUAAGAGUCCGCUAGCCGACCGCGCGCAGCUCAAUCUCAACUUGGACACUGAGCGCGCACGCAAUCGCCGACGUGUAUUAGAGAGUGAAUUCAAUAUACUCACCGGGCUAACUCCCUCCACAACCACAUUCACUGUAGAGCAGGUGGCAACACCAAUGUCCACCACUUCCGAUACACCGCUCACAGAGCAGGCAGCUGAAUUUACAGCCGCGGAGGUGAAGAAAUAUGAUAUUGCCAACGGUAAUGUUUCGUCGAAGACACAAUUGAAAAUUAAUGUGGAUCUCGCGAAUGAACAGUCAGUACAAGUAGCUGAGGGAGAGCAGUCUGUGGUUAGUUUGCUUGGUUCUCAAACUGCCCGCACACAAGAUGUCUCAGAGACACCGGAAUGCGCCUUAAACACUGCCGGCUUGCAGGCCAAGCAAGGGUUUGAUUUUAUAGACGCGGAACGUUUGAGAAAACAACAACAGACCGCCCCCACAGAGGCGCCCAUCCAACUGGACUCAAUGUCCAUAGUAACCGACGCUGAUGAAGAGGAGGAUAACGACGCCUUACUGCCGCCCGACUACAGUGACCCUUACAAGCGCAGCAGGGAACUGCUUGCGAGCAAUUUUACCUGCGCUACAUUAAGUCCGUACAUACGCUUGAAUAUGAGCAAGACGCCCAUGAUUGUGGCAGGUAAGAAGUCGCGCGAAUCGCUGCAGCAACUGAAGGUGAACAGCAUGAGCGUUAUAACGCUGACGGAAUUUAUGCAGAAAUCUGUCAUACUACCAAUGACCACACACCUCGGUUUGGUGAAUAAUGAAGUGAUGCGCUUGUUUCUCGAUGAGUUGAAGAUUUUGGAUCAUUUACGCAGCUUGAGACAUUACUUUUUCCUUAUGGACGGAGAGUUCGGUUCGAUUAUUGGCGAUGGUAUUAUUGGCAAACUGGAGAGCGGCGCUACGCCGGUAAAAUUGCUCAACUAUCAAAUGCUACAUUCUAUACUCGACACUGCGCUAGGCUCAAGCAUAACAGGCAAUGACAAAAACGCAGAGAAUCUCUCGUUCACCAUCAGCGAUAUGCCACAGAAAUUUGAACUCGCCAAUCCGGGCGUUUUGAAUGUACUUAGUUUGAGUUAUCGCGUUGAAUGGCCACUGAAUCUAAUACUCAAUCCCGAAACGCUCGAACAGUAUGGCAACAUUUUCAAGUAUCUGAUCAAAGUGCGCCGCAUCAGUUGGGUGCUGGAGCGUGCCUAUCAAAUACUCAAGGAGGCGUUGAAAAAGCAUGGCAAACAGAUACUCCAAUCGCCACAGUAUCGCCAUAUCCAAUUGAUGCGGCACAAGUUCUAUCAUUUUGUGCAUGCCUUGCAAAAUCAUAUCACCGCCAAUGCAUUACAAGCCUCAUGGAAGACCUUCAAAGAUGAUCUACUGCAGGCCAAAUCCAUUGAGGAUAUCUAUCGCAAGCAUACCACCUAUGUGAAGCGUAUACUCUUUCUCUGCAUGCUGAAUCGCCAUAGCGCUGAGUUCAAUAAUACUAUCGAGAAUAUUUUCAAAAUAUCGUUACGGUUCUAUAACAAUUUAAAAUCGCGCGAGUUCAAACAGCGCGCUGGCGAUGAAUACUUUACACACUCGCGUUAUGAGAAAUUAUCCAAUGAUGAGCAGGAAUUCGAUAAAUUGAUUAAAUUCACCAUAUAUCUGGGUAAUAAGAUUGUGCGUCAUGGCUAUCAGGAGGAGAUUGGCCAGCUGAUUGCCUUGAUUAAUUUUAAUCAGUACUAUAGCGCAAGCACCAUACCUUAAAGCGUUAAAUGAAUAAAAAGUUUGCUUUAAAUGUCUUAGAUAUAUAAACGCUGAAUUUAAUUUUAAAACUCGAAUUUGAAAUGUUACUAUGUAUUAAUUUUAUUGUAUUAUUAGUUAAAAAAAAUCGUUGUAUUAAUUAAUAAUAAAUAAUACUGCUUCGUGUUUAAUUGAGAG